Messenger RNA from Trichoderma atroviride IMI 206040, 1826 nucleotides. Lineage: Eukaryota; Fungi; Ascomycota; Sordariomycetes; Hypocreales; Hypocreaceae. The record is from RefSeq and is a predicted model, not a curated record.
CUCUACUGUAGAGACGAGAGUGGAUGAUUUGGGAAUCGAGGAAGGUGGAGGAAAUGUUCAGUCAGGGUGAUGUAUGUCGUAAGAGUUUGUGUCGACCAAGGAGGGUUUUUGCGGUUAGUGCGCGUGAGCCAAGCGUGGCUUUGCUGCACUUCGGACCACGCGUGAGAGACUGAAACGGCAACGCAGGACACGCAGAGAGUCCCAAAGCCUUCACGGACUGCUGGACAAGGAAAAGAACGCGGCAAACACAAAUAGAGAAUCGAGAGAUGCGCAGCACACGCUUUUUUUUCUUGUUGUUGUCUGCGGAAACGAAGGGCGGGAUAGCGGCGUGGCCGGUGGCCGUGAGAAUCCGGGCUGCGUCCCCUUUUGUGGCGGGCGAUAUUAGAUAAGGCAGCGCCUGCUGCAAGUGCUAAAUUGCUAGCGCCAAGCCUUGUAACAGGUUGGCAGUUGCCGUUCGAUGGAGGGCGUUGGGCACAGAUACAGAGGGGUUUAGCGGCUGUUAAGGGGGCACCUGCGGUUUGAUUUUUUUUUUUUUUUUUCUCUCGGCGGUAACUGAGAAUUUGGUUUCAAUCGCCACUAGCAGAGGUACUCCGUACUUGCGUCCAGCGGCUGCCUUGGCUCGCUAGCGGGCAAAAAGAAAGAACUGGAGCCUGCUGGCCUUCAGCUGACGUUGUAUUCGGUACCGGCCACCGCUAGAGGCGCUAGGGCGUCGGUAAUGGGUACGUACCCCGGACCGCCCAGAUGGAUGACAUCGAAGCCUUUUUGCUAGCCUCGGCCGCGACGGGUAUAAUGGCUGCCAAGGCCAAAAUAAACAUGGACGAAAAGAGUGGAAAUUGCAGCUUGGAAACCGAAAUCUUCAAACAAGUUUACAGAAGACGGUGGGACUGUUCAGCUCUGUCUGUGCUUGCCGUGUCGAUCUCGCUCGGGCUCGGAUGUAUCUUUUAGUGGCCGUGGUUGCGUGCUUUGAGGUGUGAUUGGGUUCGAUGACAAGCCAAAGUCCAUAAGGCUGCCUACUUUAUUCACCCUCUAUGGCAUUCAUCCUAAUAACAUGUCCUUUCACCAAGGUAUCUAGGCAUCAUUCGACAGUCCCGUCAAUUCCCUUCAUGCCCAGUUCUUGUCCCCGCCGGAACCGAGAGCCAUUUUCUCGGCUGCCGGUCCAGCAUCUCAUGGCUUCCUCCCGGCAAAGGCACCGCAACAAAAGUCCUCUCCAUUGCAAUCAAUAUCCGCGUCCAUCACAUCUCAAUCACCAACAACGCUAGACUAGCAGAGCGGCAAGCUGACCGGGAAAACGCUCCAUUUACUGGAAUAGGAUAUCUCAACCCAACGGCCCAAAGAGUCGUCACGUUCGAAUAAUUGUAAUUGAUACUACUUACCUGCAUCGCCUAUUUCCCUUGCCGUUCGUGCAUAAUCAUGUGCUUUUCCCCUCUUUCAGUUUUUUUCGUUACUACUGCACGACAUCUGCAUGGGCGGCGGUAUCUGCGUCUCUAAAGUGGGCGGAUGCGCACGUUAUAGAUGCAUACAGGACAGGAGACCAAUGAAACUGCUGAGCACUCAAAUGCUUAAUAAAUACAUGGAAUAACUCCAUUGUCAAUAGAUUAUCAACAAGUCUAUCAUUUGGAGACAAGCAAGGUUACCCGUGAAGCAUUCAUGAGCAAUCUCAAGAAUAUCAGAGUCCCUCAUCCGACAUGUAACCUCGUACUUGUACAAUGGUGCAGGGUAUGAGCAUCUCGUCCAUCAAAAAAAGACACAUGGCCCGGCACAUCUGCAGCUAAGCAAAAGGAGGAGGCACCGAUGGAGCACGAAUGGCUUGCGUCUGAGUAUUUGCG